GGGGGAAUGGGGAACCUGUCAAGCGGGUUUGGUCAAAACUCCGUCUCGCGUCCUGUGCAGUGCUCGCCCUGUCUCCCGGUGGGAGCGCCCGGGCUCGGCCCGAGGCCCGGAGGUCCAGGCUGGGCAAGGGGCCGUGCUGGAGACAGAAGGGCACUAACGGCCACGGCCAUCCCCACACGCCCAGCACAGUGGUCAGGGCUUAGGAGCCAUGGAGAGCUUCAUGGAGUCGCUGAACAAGCUGAAGGACGUUCAUGAGAAGGAGGUCCUGGGACUGCAGAACAAGCUCCUGGAACUGAAUGCAGAGCGCUGCCGGGACGCACAGCGGGUGGAGGAGCUCUGCACCAAGAACCACCAGCUCAGGGAGCAGCAGAAGGCGCUGAAGGAGAACCUGCGGGUGCUGGAGAACAGGCUGCGGGCUGGCCUGUGCGACCGCUGCAUGGUCACCCAGGAACUGGCCAGGAAGAAGCAACUGGAAUUCGAGAGCUCACACCUACAAAGCUUGCAGCGCAUCUGCGUCCUCACCAAGGAGGCGAGUGGACUGAAGGAGGAGAACAAGAUGUUGAAGGAGGAGGUGAAGCGGCUUCGGGGCCUGCAAGACAGACCCAUGGUCCUGACCGAGGAGGGCACCUCAGAGCCCCCUUCACCGCUGCUGUUUCCCUCUCCCAGUGGCCGGAAGGCCAUCACUGAGAAGGCUCCCGGAGGCCACGAGGAGACUGAGGACCACCUGGGUCUGCGGGGAGAAGAGAAGCGGGUAGGCUACAGGACAUCUCCAGCAGCCAAAAUCCCCCCGGGUGCCAACCUGCCCGAGUCACGGGCUCCAGACAUGAGCCCCCAGUGCAUUGCCAACCAGCUGCAUGCAACUGUGGCUGUGGUUCGCCCUGGGUCCCAGACCUGCCCCGCCGACCGCGGCUCUGCCAACGGGACACCCCCACUGCCGUCCACGGGGAGCAACCCGCCCAGCCCAACCUACAAGCACAGCCUCCCCCUGGACAGCUUCCUGCGGGCCUCCCAGUCCUCCACCUUGACCUAUGAGUCCCUGCAGCGCUCCCUUCAGGCUGACCACCUCUGCCUCCUGAACCGCCACCUGCCCCUGCGGACACCCCACAGCAGCCCCCAGCCCCAGGGCCUGAAAGCCAAGGAAGCAGAGGCUUGGGACGAGCCUGCAGGCCCGCUGAGCCUGCCUGGCGCCCUGGGGGGCAUGCAGGAUCCAAGGCUGGAGGGCGCCCUGCACCUGAUCCUGGCUCAGCAGCUGCGGGCACGGUGGGCAGCCGGCACCGGGCUGAGAGGCCCACCCACCCCAGGGGAGACGCCUCACUCUCCCCCAGUUGGCUUGGACUCCAAGACCCCCGAGAGCGAGGUGUCCAGAGCAGCUCUGGCCCCAGCAGACCUGCCCGGCAGGUGGAACCCACAACCCACAGGCCCACGCAGUCCCCGGAGGAAAGAGGUCGUAACCACUCAGGACUAUGCCCCGGACAAGCCCCUGGACCUCUCUGACCGGGGUCGGGGCCGGGAUGCCCCCAAGUCCACCGGUCAGCCUGGGCCCCGCAGCCCCGCAGCUGCCCACACGCCCAGCCCGGAGCCACCCACCCUGUCUGGACCCCUCACUUGCAACCCCCAGACACUCAGCAACGGCACCAAGGAGACAAGAGCACCAGAGCCCCAAGAGUCCCCCACUCCCAUGGAUCCCUCACACCCUCUCCCAGGACCCUGCCCCAGCCUGCCCUCUCCCGGUGGGACAGGCGGUGAGGCCAGAGGAAGGUCACAGCCAGCACCCCACCCACAGAGGCCCGACACUGAUGGACCCCCAGAGCUCAGCAAGGCCACAGCACAGAGGCCAGAGUCAGACGAACUGGACGAGCCAGACACCUCAGACAGCGAGGUGGGUCCCUGGCCACGCACUUGGACGGGCCCGGGCAGCAGCACUGCCCAGGCUGGAGUGGGGUGUUCCUUGCCUGAGUGCUCCCCUCCUGCCCAGGGCCUGAGCUCCGAGGCCAGUGCCAGGCUGAGCACGCCCCGAGAGGGCCACAGCUGCCUCUGUGCCGAACGGCGCCUACAGGGUCUGCAGCAGAAGAGGAAGCGGGCCUCGGACCUGGGCGGCAAAGUCUCCAAGAAGCCACCCCGAGGGAGAAAGAAGCCAAGGGAGCCACUGACCACAGCUGAGGGUCCCAGCAGCCCAAGGGACACCAAGGCCUGCAGUCCUUCGCCCAACAACAGUGGCCUGGAGGAGACCUAGCCAGGCCAGAAGUGACUCUCCAGAAGUGACUCUCCACCUUACUAGCCUAGACAGGCCACCCUACCAACCAGCAGACGGCCUGGCUAGCGGCCUUUCCAGAGGGGCUGUCAAGAUCAGACAUGGCCUCUGACUGGGGUUCCACCCUGCUGCUCUGCCACCUGCCCCACAUGUUCAAACCGGCACCUGCUGCCCUGGGCAGCAGAACAGGGCAGCAGCUGCUGAGGUCCCGGUCCAGCCCCACUCCUGCUCUUUUGGGCAGCACCUCCACCUGCGGGAGGCAACAGACCAUUCCAGGCCCAGGAGGCCCUGCCUGCUGACCCAUCUCAGCCCUUCCCUCCUGGUGUGGAGCUCCGGGCUCGGCCUCAGGCGCCCCCUAGUGGAGGCCAGCAACACGGACCCAGGGGCACCCUCCCAGACGGGGUGCCAGAGGCUUAGAGAAUACACAGGGGAAGCAGGUGGGCGGUGGGCGGUCAGCCUCCACCCACCUGGGCAGUGAUCCAAGAGGGGCUGGACUGCAUUGGGGAUGGACGAGCAGAACUGAACCAACCCUCUCUCCGUUGAAAGGACAGGUGCCCUUGGGAAGGGCUGGGAACAGCAACAGCGUGGGCUCCCAUCCGGGCAAAGCCCCCUCCUCACCGGCCCCACUCCUGUUGUCAGGACGCCCGCAGAGCAGCGGGGGUGCCACUGGCAACACCCAGGGUGUUUGCCCUGCUUUUGCCUCUCUCUCUGGGCUCCUCCAGAGGAGCAUGAGGCCCAGAUUCCUGGGCCCCACUCCGGAUGCACUGGACUAGGACCUGAGAGCACUUUAAGCAGCUCCCAGCCGUUUAUGUGCCACCCCCUCCACGUAAAGAGGACUGCCUCUUCUGGGCACAGGCAGAGGCCCCGGGGCCUCGACUGGGCGUCGGGGGCAUCAGCAGGGUGACUGGCCCAAGGCACUGGGUCAGGGUUCAGUGUGGGGAGAGGCAAGGGAGAAGCCACUCCCGGGGAGGCCAAGGAAGGUGGCAUCCGGAGCCAAAACGCAGGUUUUGAGGGAUGAAUGGGAGUGCGGCCAGCAGACACAGGGGCAGCGUCCUGGAAAGUUCACUAAAAUCAGAGCUCCAGGAAAGCGGACCAAAGGUCAGGCAGAAAAACAGUGGGGGACAUGGGGUAACAUUGAGGUGGACACUCAGGGGCAGCCAGGCAGAGGGAACAACUAGAAAUCACCUGAGGGCCAGGUCUGCAGCCAGGACACUCCCUACCACGCCCUCAGUGACGUCCCAGACAGAACCCUACACAACGCCUGGCAAGAGGCCAGCGAAAACUCGUGCCUAUAACUGCGUGAGGAGGGCCCACUCUGGCCAGGCUGAGGCAGGAGUGACCGCAGCAUCAAGGGUGUGGCGGAUGCCUGUAGCUGGGAGUCAUGCCCUCAGGUCUGUAGGAUGAUGGGACACGGGGCAAUGACCAGAGAUGAGGCUUGGGCCUGGCUAACAGGCACUGCUUCUCACCCAGCUGACUGACCUGUAUGCCUGCUGACCUGAGAGGCCAGAGGGACAGAGAUUCAAAAGGGAAGUCCAGGUGUGUGUGUGUGUGUGUGUGUGCAUGUGCAUGAGAGAGCAAGGGAGCGAGAGGGACAGAAGUCUCCCGGUUCUCAAACCGAAAUGAAAUAAAACACAAGCUGUGUGCUCCAACCACUCUGACCCGCUGGCCGGGUUUGGCCUCUGGCCACCACCUGUACUAGAGGUGUGACAGCCACCCUGGGGAGCACACAGGCCCAGAAGGAAGCCAUGUUUCUGCCUCCUUGUCCCUCCGGCACCUCAGAGCUCACGCAGUGCCAGCCAGCAUGCUGAGCCAUGAGCCAGCACCCUCUCUGCCCGGCAGACCAGCAUGGGUGCAGAGCCCAGUGCGCACUGACGCCCCCACCUCCUCCUCACCCCCCGUUUGCCAACCUCCCAUGUGUGCCCGUGAGGGCAGCAAGGAUUGAGAGCCACUGUGGGCCUCACCUGGCCUCCCUUCUCCUACAGGAGCCCCUUACAGGGCGGCACCCCAUUUUACAGACAGAGACACCAGGCUCUGGCACGAGCUGCUCUGGCGAGCUGGACCAGUGGCCACUGGUGGAGCUGGGGCCUGCAGGCCUCAACACUGCCCCUGUGGGCAGCACUGCGACCCUCCACCAGCAGCCCUGUCUUGGAAAUGCCCCUACAUGGGCGCACCAGGUGCACACGUGUCCCCACCACCCCCUGGGACCAACCCCACAUUCUUCCAGGUGGACACUUGUCCCCACCACCCCCUGGGAUAAACCCCACAUUCUUCCAGCCAGCAAAGCUGCUCACCUUCCCUGCCUGACCUGGCAGAGUCCUGGAAGGCCAGCUUGGAAGGGCAGGGGAGAUGGAAAGAAGGCUGGACACUGGGAGCCCACCUGCACUGGCAAGUGAGGGCAGACACAGGGAGAGUGCCCAGGUGGCAGCAGCCGUGGGGCAUGGACGUCCAGAGGGAACUGGAUGAGGAUGCUGUCUUCACACGGCUCUCCACCCCCGGCUCCCCGUCUGGGACCCCACUACCCCAGUGCCUGGCACAGGGGCCUGGAGACAGGUGACAGGUACUGAGUGAACACCUGAAGGACAUUCGCUGGACUUCCUGCACUGUGUCCCCUCGCUGAGCCAGGCUGGUCCUGGCAACACUGAGAUCCUACUGUGGAGAUGAGUGACCCACAAGCUGGACAGGUACGCAGGUGGCAGGAGCAGCCCCUGACAAAGGCGAUGUGCGCUAGCCUCCAGAACAAAGAGGCACAGCCCAAGAGGGGCAAUGGAGGCCUGGGCACAGCCCUGGCUCAAGGCCGCUCUGCUGAGGAGGAAGUACCCACCUCUGCCUGGGGCGGAGGCCCUGCAAUGCCCUGAACUGGCUGCCUUCCAGACAGGUGUCUCCCGUCUCCAGACGCCGCCUCAUCUUCAGUCAGCAAGGGAAGCCAGUGGCACCGCAGGCCCUACCGGAAGAGGUGGGAUUCCUUAAGGGCCUGCCCUGAGUGCACUGAAGGCCACAGGGCAGGAGACCUAGAGGAAGCACACAGCCUAUAAGGGGAAGUGCACCCGGGUGUGGCCCAGGUCCUGGGUUUGAAGCCUACAAUGCGCGCUUUCUGAAAACUGAACCGCACGCCGCGCCCAGUCGGGGGACGGGGGAGCGGGGUCACAGCUGUCGAGGCAGGGCUCGAACCCGUGGCGCCACUUGCCGCCUAACGCGCGGUCCCUGCGCGCGGCUCCCAGCUU
This is a messenger RNA of Sciurus carolinensis (gray squirrel), 5472 nucleotides long. It is a transcript of the gene Rbbp8nl, whose product is annotated as RBBP8 N-terminal like. Lineage: Eukaryota; Metazoa; Chordata; Mammalia; Rodentia; Sciuridae. The coding region runs from base 209 to 2233 and encodes 674 amino acids. The transcript is spliced from 13 exons. Gene Ontology annotation, biological process: double-strand break repair via homologous recombination; DNA double-strand break processing involved in repair via single-strand annealing. Gene Ontology annotation, molecular function: double-stranded DNA binding; Y-form DNA binding; double-strand/single-strand DNA junction binding. The record is from RefSeq and is a predicted model, not a curated record. Gene Ontology annotation, cellular component: site of double-strand break.